AUGCCUCCCUCGUCUCAGAAAGAGGUUUACGACCAGCUUGCAACACUACUUGCCCCGCCCACUGCCUUCCCCGCAGGCCGAUACCGUCCCAGCUCAGACGUGUCUGAUGGCCUGAAGCGCGUCAGGAGAAUCAUUCUCACCGAGGGCAUACCAGAGGUCGAUGGCCGUCCGUCACUCCGGCCACGGAUCUGGAAGCUCAUGCUCAAGGUCGACCACCUCUCGGCGGAAGAUUACUUGCGAUAUGUGGCAAUGGGUCCGAGUGGAGCGAGCGAGAAGAUCCGAGAUGACACCUUCCGCACACUCAAAACGGACGAGCUAUUCAAAGGGCGAGUGAAGAAUGAGAUGCUUGUUCGUCUCUUGGAAGCGUUCGAGUGGAAACACAUUGGCAUGAACGCUCUCGCUGCUCCCUUCCUCUAUACAAUGCCGACCCAGCUCGAGGCUUUUGCGUGCUUUUCGCGAUUGAUCGAGCGUUGGCUCCCAGAAUACGUACAGACAGACCUGCGCGGGGUUCACCGUGGUGUUGAAAUCCUGGAUCGGUGUCUACGGAUUGUUGACCCCGAGCUCUACGAACACCUCAUGGGAAGGGGAUUGGAAGCCAACCUCUAUGCUUUUGCUUCUGUGCUCACUCUGUGCACAUGUACUCCACCCCUGGAUGAAGUCUUAAAGCUGUGGGACUUCCUCCUCGCGUUUGGCGUUCACCUCAAUGUCCUCUGCGUCAUCGCGCAACUUCUUCUCAUCCGUGAGAAGCUUAUGGAGUCCCAAUCGCCCAUGAAAGUCCUUCGCCAGUUUCCGCCCCUCCAGGCGCGUGCAGUCAUUGGUGUCACCGUCGCGCUCGUGAAGGACAUUCCAGAGGACCUGUACCGCGAGCUUGUGGCACAUCCCUCCCAUGCGAACCCGCCCUAG
This is a messenger RNA of Apiotrichum porosum, 903 nucleotides long. RefSeq lists its product as uncharacterized. Gene Ontology annotation, molecular function: GTPase activator activity. Gene Ontology annotation, biological process: activation of GTPase activity. The record is from RefSeq and is a predicted model, not a curated record. Bases 1 to 903 code for a protein of 300 amino acids. The transcript is spliced from 8 exons. NCBI's taxonomy places the organism in Eukaryota, Fungi, Basidiomycota, Tremellomycetes, Trichosporonales, Trichosporonaceae.